AUGUUGAACAAGCUUACUCGACUACAAGCGCUACAGGUUACAUCGCAGCAAACGCUGACGGGACUCAAGGCUCAGAUGUCUGGUUUGGGUUUCGACGAUGAUGAGAAGAUGGCGUUGCUGGACAGCGGUGCAUCGCAUCCGUUUCGAGAAAGAGCCCUACAUGAAGACGAUGGUGUACCAGUUCGUGUGGACUUAGCGGGCGGAAAGUCCAUCACCCUGCAGCAAAACCGGGGAGGCACGCUGUUACCAACAGCAGACAAUGCGGAUGCGCAGGACGUCUCCACGAUUCUGCCGCUUGGAGCCCUGGUCCAAACUCUAGGCUGUGAUCUGACAUGGACAAGAAAGGGAGGACUGAAGAUUGUUCAUCCUCAGUUUGGGGUACUCAAGACGGUCGUCAAGGGCAACUGCCCGUUGAUCGGGGAGCUUCAAGCACUAGAUCUCAUACAUCAACUUGAACAACGGAAGCUCCGAGAACUUCAGGAGGCGACCGCCGAGACCUUCAUUGGAACACUGUGUUUGUCGGAGCUGAAGGACUGGGACGAGAUGUUUACGGCUUACGUUCAGACCGGCGAGAGGGCACAUGUUCUGAAGGCAUUGGAGUCUCCUGGAUGCCCGUUACAAAACCUUGACCAAGGACUACGAGCCUUGUUGGCAGUGAACCUCAAUCUGGAUGAUGAGUCUGGCAAGGGCUACUUGAAGGCGCUUCCAAUCCGGCGCUCCCAGAGGAAAUCCUUGCUGACCAAGCGAUGGAUUGUUCGGUUGUUCGAGCGUGACGCAGAGACGCAUGAGGAGCUGAAGGUUUCGGAGACGAACUCUGCGGUCAUUGUGAACUUCAGUUUGAAGCGGAGCAAGAUGUUCAACCUGAAGGGUGAGAGCGCAGCCUAUCGAGCUCUACUUUGGGCAGCAUGCCGGGGACAGAUAGAUGGAAUCCUUGGUUGCCCUCCGAGUAAUGCGUGCAUGGAACUCAGCGCCAAACAGCUUUUGCUAUGGAUGGUUGCCAAGGAAGGUGCGAGGGUUCGUCACAAACUGAGCCCGUACUUGGUGACUACGGCGUCUCCCUCUUCAAGAUGGUGGACCUCUACGGUGUGGCAAGGCUUCCAGAGGGAGUAUCAGCUCCCAGUGGCCCAGGUCUCCCCGGUUGGGACCAGUGAGUCGUAUUGCGUGGCGACCAACAUGAAUCUUCAUGGAGAUGAUGAAGGAUGGGGCCCAGGAGUCGAUGUUACGUCGUCUACUACAAGGAAAUGGUCGGAGUCCUUUAUGAAGAUGAUUGCCGAAGGCAUUAUACAAUGGAGGCGGGUACCGGAGCCUCUUGUUCUAUGUAGUGGACAAGCAAGCGGUCCAGCUUGGAGCGCCGAGGAGGCGCGAAAAUGGAGACGGCAUGUGGAAAACGGCCAUCUACCAUACAACAAGAGAUGCCGUACCUGUGUUGAAACCGCAGCCACCGGAAGAAGUCACAGAAGGGUAAUAGCUCCAAGCUGUUACACCUUAAGUCUCGACCUAUGUGGACCUUUCAGAGAAAAGGAGGAGACGGCGGAUGCGAAGGGCUACAGAUAUGCUUUGGUUGGAGCCUACACAAUGCCGCGGUUAGCGGGCUAUCGGGACUACAAGAUUCCUGAGGAGGAGAUGUUUGAAGGUGAUGAUGACGGUGGCGGUGUGGGAAGCAUACCAGUUGAGGAGGAGCCAGACUUUCUUCGUGAACUUGAUGAACCACAACCGGAAGUAUCAAGGGAUGAUCAAAGGGAGAUGGACCAAUCGAACGAAGAGUUCCAGAAGCUCUUCAAGGAGAUUGGGGAUACCCUUGAAUACCAGACCCUCCACUACAUGGUCCCGUUGAAGUCUCGCAGGGCUCCUGAGGUUGAAGCGGCGAUCCGGUUCCUCUAUAUGCAGGUACGUGCCGAGGGAUUACCAAUCCAAAGAGUGCAUAGUGAUCGUGCCCGUGAAUUGAGAGGAGCUGGUAUACGACAAUGGCUUCUUCAACAUGAUGUGUACCCAACAACUGGAGAAGCACAGGUGCCUCAAAGCAAUGGCAGGGCGGAGCAUGUCGUCAAGAUGUUGAAGCAGCGAACGAAAACCAUGCUCCAGAGCGCAUCCUUACCGAAAUCCUGUUGGCCGCUUGCAAUGGGACAUGCAGCUUGGGCGCAGAGAGAGCACGCUCUUGAAAGGGGAAAGACAACAAUCCCAUUUGGUACAAAGGUCUACAUCAGGGCAAAGGUCUUUGGCGUUGGGGGGAAGUUCGAUUUGAACAACAAGUGGGAUGAUGGCCAGUUCGUGGGCCCCUCAACGGAGCUCAAGGGUGGAUUCGUAGUCAGGGACGUGAAUGGGCGAUACCUGACUACUAUGCAUAUGAAGCGCGAUGUGGUGGAUGUGGACCUUGAGGUGAAGCCAACUCCCGCAGAAGCUACGCUACCGGCACCUAUGACUCGAGUCAAGAAGAAGCGAGCUGUGGUAGAAGGCUAUGAUGACUACGCACCACCACCGACAAGAGAUUCAGAUCCGAGAAGUUCGGCACUUGGUCCACAAGGGGAAGCAGAAGUACCCAAUGAUGAUGACGCACCACCACCAACGAGAGAUUCAGAUCCGAGAAGUUCGGCACUUGGUCCAUUAGGGGAAGUCGUAGUACCCGAAAUGGUUGCAGCAUCUGGGUCUGGGUCGCAUGAGGAAGAGAGUUCCAGCAGAAGUCCGGUUCAUCGUCUACGGGAAAAGACCCGACUCAUGGCUAUGAAACCACUGUCCCCGUUGGAGCAAGAGAUCGAGGAUCUGGCGGUGACUUACGAUGUGGACGAGUGCUACGAUGAAGAGGCGGCCCUUCGAAUCUAUGAGCUUCUGGAAAGAACAAAGCUGCCGAGUUCAAGGGCACUAAAGCGAAGGUCCGUUACGGCGUCUACGGCAUGGACCACGGGCAUGUAUACGCAUGGUGGAGUUUCAGGCUUGAGGGCCAAUGCUAAGAGGAUGCCAUCGACGACGGCUUUUCUGGUCAAGGCUGCGAAGGAGCUGACGGGAAAGAGUGAGUUUGCAGUCGUCGCCCUCACACGUGGAGCUCGACUUCGGUGCCACAAGGACUCGCACAACCAAGCGUCUACUGAGAAUACCGUCUUGGCGCUUACCGAGUUUGAUGGAGGAGGAAUAUGGGUGGAGGGCCAUGGAACCAAAUGGCGAGAAGUUCUACCAGGACGAUGGGUUCAAGGUGAUGUUCAUGAACUCAAGCUGGGGACACCUGUAUUGUUUUGUCCAAGAAGCUGGCACGAGACUCAGGACUUCAAGGGCGACCGAGUGGUGAUGAUGAACCUCCUUUACCACCACCAGCGGAACCUCCUCAACCACAGUUACGACUACAGCAACAAUGCGUUCUUGAUGAUGUUGGGUCGAUGGAGUGGGAUUCGAGGCGUCUCACUGAGGAGGAGGGAUGGAGCAAUGCUUCGUCUCAAUGAGUACCAGCAGCAGAUGAUGGAUGAGAUGUUGGACAGGUCUUCGUUUCUACAAGAUCUACUUGAAGAAGAGGAAGAAAGGCUUCAAGACCUACAACAGCUCCAGCAUGGAUGUGUGGAAAGUGCGAAACAGGCCUAUGGGGAAAUCGCACAGAUGCUUGAUGGUUUGACGGCCAAGGUCAAGAAGGAAGCUAUGGACCGUGACGAGCGCUACUACCUCAAGGCAGUGAAUGCUGAGUGUGACUCUCAAGACUAUGAGAAGCUUCUUGAGGACCUGCAGGGCGACCUUCAAGUUACCCACACAGUUCCAUUACAGCAGGUGAAACCAGUCGCAACACGCUGGAAGGGAGCGAUUGAGAAGGAGCUUACAAACCUCUUUCAGACUGGAACGCUGAAGAAGAUCAAGAUGAGUGAGGCUCGCAAACUUGAGGCCGCGGGCAAACUACGUUUGGUUCCGAGCAAGGGAGUGUUCACUUUGAAGCCUCCUGCCGAGAAGGGUGGCCGCUAUAAAAGAAAAUAUCGCCUAGUACUUUGUGGGAACUUCAUUGACCCGGCUGAGUCCCAAGGUUCCUUGUACGCCGGUGGCAUUGGAGCAGAGGCCCUUCGUACCCUUUUGGCAGCGACUACCAGAAGGGGAUGGCGGGGGGCUACUACCGAUAUCACAGCUGCUUUCCUCCAGGCGUUGUGGCCAGAGUCGAUGCCAAUGUAUGCUGUGCUACCACCACGUUUGCUCAAUGAGUUGGAGUACUCGGAAGAUGGAGAAGCUUGGCUAGUGUGCCGACCACUUUACGGCCUGAGAGAAUCGCCGGCUAUUUGGGCGACCCACCGCAAUCAACGGUUGAAAACUCUCAGAGUACCCUAUGGCGAUGGUUAUGUUUCCUUGCGACAGUCGACUACGGAUCCAGAGAUUUGGUUUGUGGUCAGUGAACGAGAACCUCAAGGAGAACUCCAAGGUGUUAUCAUCACGUAUGUGGACGACUUGUUUUACCUGGGCCCUCCAGCCCUGGUUGAGAAGCUGCAUUCAUGGGUUAGUGCUGAAUGGCCUUGCUCGGAAUUACAAUGGGCUUCUGUGUACCCUGGAGUCCGAUACCUUGGAAUGGAGUUGUUUCAGCGCGAGUCUGGAGAGUAUGAGGUGACCCAGCAGGGCUAUAUCAUGGACCUGAUCCGAGCUCACGAUCUACUUGAGGCCCCUCAAACUCUUCUUCCGUGCCCAAAGGAGUGGAUCACAGAUGCUGUUGAUCCUGAAAACGAAGACUUCAAAGAGUCCGACCUUCGACUAGCCCAACGGCUGGUUGGAGAGCAGCUUUGGCUUGCGAUGCGUUGCAGACCGGAUAUCCACUACACUGUGAGCUACAUGUCAAGCUGGGUAAGCAGACAUCCCUUGAGAGUGACCAAGUUGGCUUUGCGAGUCCUGUCCUACUUGCACAAGACUGCCGGAAUGAAGAUGAUCCUUGGACAGCCGAUGGAGUUUCCUGAGGAUGGCUUGUACAAGACCAGCAGCAGCAGUAAGAACACAACAGCAACCAACGACAGCAGCACAGGUUUUAGGGGUAUCAAACUAGUGGGUUUCUCGGAUGCUAGUUUUGCACCUUUUGGUGACAAAUCCUUUGGUGCAUCGAUGGUGACCGUGGAGGAUUCACCAGUCGGUUGGCGAUGUUCGAAGCAAGCUUAUGUUGUUCUGUCAGUAAUGGAAGCAGAGCUCUACCAAGCCACGGAAGCAGCAGUUCUGAUCGAAAGCAUUGGCGCACUUCUUGAUGAACUAUGUGCCAUGACUGUGCCGCGAAAGCUGUGUGUGGACAAUACAGCUGCACUGGCAAUGAUCAAAGGAGGCCAGGGAAGCUGGCGAACGCGCCACCUUAAGGUCAGAGCAGCAUACAUGGUUCAGCAGGUGCAAGAUCAACUGUUGGAAGUGGAACAUGUUGAUGGGAUAAGCCAGAGAGCUGACCUGUCAACGAAGCCACAUCCUAAGGCCAGGUUGUAUAUGUUGCUGAAGCUGUGGAGAUUUGAAGGACUACCAACGGAAGCAGAGGCGUUGAUGGUGGCAAAGAUGACGGUGAUGCUGUGCUUAACGAGGGCUCUAGCGCAGAUCCCUGUUGCAGCAGCUGAGUCUUCAGAAGGUGAGCCCGUAAAGAUUGCUGGAGUGGACGAGCUAGUAUUCUUUGCUGUUCUAGCUUGUGCUGGGGCAGUUGUGGUUUGGGAAGUGUUGAAGCUCAUGAGUCGGAAGCUUUGGGCUUGCUGUUGCAGGGCUGCUAAGGGUCGCAAGGCAAAGCGGCUCAGAGAUAUGGCCAGAGCUGCCGCAGAGGCCGAAGUUGACCGAGUUUUGACCCCCAAACCUCGAGAUUCGAUGACUCCCACACCCACCUUGGGCGUUAUGUCAAGUACUGGAUGGGUACCAUCUUCGCGGAAUGCCCAAAGGAGAUCGAUAGCGACCCAAACGGAAGAUUGGGAGCGUAUGACGCCACCAGUGGUUGUUACUCCACCUCGGGGAAUUCCCGCGGCAAUUCAGAAUGAUGAGAUGUACAUGAACUUUGAUGGUCCUUUCUACAAGUCGGAGUAUGGCGACACUGUUCAUGUUUCUCAGCAUUGCCAGGGAUUCAGGUUGGCCUCGCACCAGAUUUUAUCAUACCGUCUUUGCAACUUCUGCAGUAGGCGGGACCCGAUCUACCAGAGACGAUUUCGAGACGGAUCUGCACGACGAUCUCUCCGUUUCGUGAACACGGGGUGA
Symbiodinium sp. CCMP2592 is the source of this 6150-nucleotide messenger RNA. NCBI's taxonomy places the organism in Eukaryota, Dinophyceae, Suessiales, Symbiodiniaceae. The record is from the annotation of a GenBank genome assembly.